This is a messenger RNA of Culex quinquefasciatus (southern house mosquito), 1525 nucleotides long. RefSeq lists its product as uncharacterized. The record is from RefSeq and is a predicted model, not a curated record. The transcript is spliced from 3 exons. The coding region runs from base 115 to 1314 and encodes 399 amino acids. Lineage: Eukaryota; Metazoa; Arthropoda; Insecta; Diptera; Culicidae.
GUGUAAUGCUGUUUACCAGUGUUGGGCGAGUGUUGAAAAAUACCAAUCGCGCUCGAAAUUUGACAGUUGAGCUCAGAAUUUUUAAGCAAGUGGACAGAUAAAAAUUGUUACAAAAUGAACAGGAACCGCAAAAAUCGUCUGAAUUUGUCUCUGGUAAAAAAGUCCGAAUCGCCAAAGUCCCCGGUCCGAGAUAAUUCCGCAGAUGCCACUCCCGAAUGCAUAACUCCAUUUAACUCAAGGAAGCGGAGCAGCACCUUUAGCGAUGGCUCUCCCGUGAUGAACGAUUAUGAUUCGCCGAUCCCCAUGUCCCAGGACACCAGUAAUAUUGUUACGGGAGUUUCGUGGGCAUGGAACAGUCCGAAGCGCACGAUUCCGGAAGAGUGUCGGCCAAAACCGAGACCACUUUUGGCCAGCAACAAUAUAUUUCCACCCAAGGAACCGGAUCUACGCAAAAAAACUACCGGUCGGCUUGUGGGUUUCUACAAGUUUCAGGAGGAAUUGAAAAAGAUUCAGCUGGAAGCUUCUAAGGAAAGUCAGAGCAAAAAAGCCGAAGUUAAACCUCCUCCGGAAUCUCCAAACGGAACGGAUCUGUUUGAUUCGUUUGGAGACAUGGAAGCUGAUAGCGUCGUAGCCCCGACAGUUAUUGCCGCAGAAGUUCAACCGGAUUCUCCGUGCCUGGCUGCGAUUGAUUCGUUCAACGAUUCGGCAUUCGACAGCCUCUUGUUGCAAGCUAGCCAAGUAGCAGAGAGGAAAUCUCUAAUCGUACCAGACGCAGCAGCUGGCAAUGAAGGCCCAACACCUGUGAAGAGGAAGAGUUUCUUUAAAAGCCGCACCAUCAACGAUCUCGAUUCUCUUGCGGUAAAUGAUUUGUUAAACGAUUCAGUUGACUUUUGUCUGAUCGAAGCUUCUCAACUGGUCGAGGGAAAGUUGAAUGAUCCCGACCAAAAGACAACCGAGCCCGGCAGCUCGAAGAAAAUCAGCACAUUAACCCGGCAUAAGUCUCUGCCCGCUUCGCCAAGCCAGAACAAUCCCAUCACACGCAAACCGGACAGUGCAUUGCGUUCAAAUUAUGACGCAAAUCCACACAAAAGCGGCUCGUCUUCCGGUUCUGCAUCUGCACACGCUGCGGCCCCGCCAAAGCCGGUGCGCUUGGAAACGCGAGAACAGACCCGAGCCGUGGAAGGGGUACCGGUGCAGUGCACUAAGGAAGAGAUUGAGCAGAAACGGCAGGAAGCGCUGAAGCGGUUUCGGGAGCGACGGCUCGGACUCGGUAAACCCGUGUUCAACGCGAAUGCUGCUGCUCGCAAACCGUGAUAUGCUGCUGCUGAGAUUCCACUUUAUCGUUUUGUUGAUUGUUAAACUUUUAUCACUGCUCGAGUGAAACCGACAGCGUAUUUCAUCACAUAAGAAACCGCAUAAAAAAAUGUAAAACGUCUGUAUACGUCUGAUUUGAUCACACUUGUUAGAUACUGAUUCCGUGAAAAAGAACGUGAAGUUGAUUCGAAAUAUAUGUUCUGAGAGAAAA